Talaromyces proteolyticus is the source of this 954-nucleotide messenger RNA. RefSeq lists its product as uncharacterized. The record is from RefSeq and is a predicted model, not a curated record. Bases 154 to 954 code for a protein of 266 amino acids. NCBI's taxonomy places the organism in Eukaryota, Fungi, Ascomycota, Eurotiomycetes, Eurotiales, Trichocomaceae. The transcript has 4 exons.
GGCCGCUACACGAAUGACGGAGCUGGACUUUUGUGGUUUUCUCGUAGCAUUGCAUUUUGGUCUUUCACCCGUACUUCCAAGGUAGCCCGAGCCCAUAUCUUGAUUUAGUUCUCCACUUCAAGAACGAAGGAGACAGCUGCGGCCGUGGCAAUAAUGACUGCUCAUCAGAGCACAGUCACCAAGUCUCUCGGUUUGACCGGCAAAAAUGCUAUUGUGACAGGGGCUUCGCGGGGGAUCGGCUCGCAGGUUGCCCGCGAGCUGGCAGCUUGUGGCGCGAACAUAGCCAUUUGCUUCGUCUCUGAUCAAAGCAAGAUAGCGGCCACGGCAUUAGCAUCCGAGCUGCGAACUAUGGGAGUCUCUGCAACCUGCGUGCAGGAAGAUCUCGAAAUGGCCGGCGCUGGCGCACGCGUUGUCGAGAAAGCCCUGGCAGGCCUUAACACCGAUACCAUCCACAUUUUGGUGAACAACGCUGCAUUUGAUCCGUCGGAGCCAGUGCCGGUUCAUGAGACGCCGGCGGAUCUGUUUGACAGAUGCAUGCAGGUUAACACCAAGGCUCCCCUCGAACUGGUCUCUGCAUUGGUCCCACGACUACCGUCGAGUGGUGGCCGCAUCAUCAGCAUCUCUUCGGUGCUGGCACGGCGGCCAGAUGUACCUUUCGCUGCAUGGGCCUCCUCCAAGGCAGCAUUGGAGUGUCUUUCGCGGUACUGGGCCAUGGAGCUGGCCCAGCCAUACGGCCUGACAAGCAACGUUGUUGCUAUUGGCCCAACUCUAACCAAUUACCAUGCUCAUGAUCCACCGGAAAUUCUGGAGGAGCUCUCACGUCUACCGAGCGCCGCAAACCGCCUUGCCACGCCGGAUGAUAUCGCACAGAUCGUAGGUUUUUUGGCGAGCAACGCCGGGCGCUGGAUCAACGGAGAUGUCAUACAAGGCAAUGGAGGGAUACUUUUCGGCUAG